Messenger RNA from Xyrichtys novacula (pearly razorfish), 3732 nucleotides. The record is from the annotation of a GenBank genome assembly. NCBI's taxonomy places the organism in Eukaryota, Metazoa, Chordata, Actinopteri, Labriformes, Labridae.
AAGUAACGCAUUGAUGUGGCGCUGGGGUUGGUUUUAAGUUUCACUUGAACGGACAGACCAAGAAGAGAAACACUGACCCCAACUUCUGAGAGUAUCGCAGUAAUACUUCAGAGAAUAUGCAGUAAAUACAGGAAAACAGUUGUAAAAACGUGUACUGUGUAAGCAGGAUUACUAUUGGAGUACUAGUGUUAGUGUAAGUAGUAGUAUUGGUAGUGAGUUAUAGUGGUACUUUAUACUCAGAUGGCCAAAUGGGGAGAAGGAGAUCCUCGAUGGAUUGUGGAGCAGAGAGCUGAUGGAACAAAUGUCAACAACUGGCACUGGUCUGUUUAUUAUUAUUAUUAUUAUUAUUAUUAUUAUUAUUAUUAUUAUUAUUAUUAUUAUUAUUGUUGUUGUUGUUGUUGUUGGUAUAAGUAGUGCUGGCUAUCUCUUAUAAAAACUACUCUGUUUUGUUGAAUGUUUUUGUUCUGUUUAUUCAAAUGUUUUGUUUUAUCUUUACAGUGUAAGUGUUUUGUUUUAUCUUUACAGUGUAAGUGUUUUAUAUUUAUCCCCCCAGCUGCUUCAGCACAUGUUUAGUUAUUUUUAAACUGGAUGACACUUGGUACGUCAGAGAUGGGCGGGUCAGCUCUCUAAGUUUGGACAGCUGUUGAUUCCUUUCCUCUGCCAUCUGUGUGUCUCUGUCUCUGUGUCUGUGUCUUUACGGCCUUCUCAGGACAGAGCGUGAUGUAAGCGGCUGGUCCUCAGACCGUCUCCGUCAGCUGUUGGAGGGAGUCCGGGUGGAGGGGCCGGAGGGGGUGUGUCAGCUGACGGACAUCUCCAAACUGGACGGGGAAGCCUCCAUCAACAACCGGAAAGGGAAACUUUUCUACUUCUACGAGUGGCAGCUCAAAGCUAAUUGGCUGGGUCAGUGAUGAUGUCACCGUGUGCCCCAAUCUUUAAAAAUGUGACUGUCAGCUCAAAAUAAAAAUGAAAAAAAUGAGAAAUGUCCUCAAAACAGAUAUAGUACAGAUAUAGUAAGAACGGAGGGUUAAUAAGGCUCCAUCAGCUUUCUGCUGUAGUGAGUACCUUUUGCUUUGUUUCUUGUCUGCAGGGACGUCAAGCAAGGGUCUGAAGUACAGAGGUACUGUUGAAGUGGCCAACCUGUCAGACGAGAACGACAUGGACGAUCUUGAUGUGCGUCAUCACCUCCUGACCACACUGAUCCUGGUGUAAAUAUUUUAACUUUGAUUGGUUAUUGAUCUUAUUGAUGACAGAUCACAGCGUCCCUGUGUAAAGACCAGCCCAGCACGCCACUCCUUGACCUCAUGAAGAAGAAAGGCAUCCAGGAGGUGCGGAGGGUUUUGGGAGAGUAUGUCUGCCAACUCAAGUCAGGUAUGUCACCUACAAUGCAUGACAGCGAGCCAAUCAGUGAUUCUUGUGGUAACCUGAGUGACCUGUGACCUCACAGAGUUCAGCCAGGGGAUGAUCCUGCCCACCGCCAAUGAAGCGAAACCUCAAACCCAGAAGAAGACUCAAUCCCAGACCAGUAAAACACAGGUGAAGUUUAGUUUAGCUAACUAAAUCCAAAACUUAACGUCACCCUAUUUAAAUAAUGGCCGAAGUUAUUAUUUUAAUGAAAAUGAGUCCUUGGUCUAAAUCAUCUCUUGAUAAUGCUCGCCAUCUCUGGUAAAAUCCCCUUAAGGAUCAAAGGAUCAUGGCAUGAUCCUUCCAACUAAAGAUUUAGGCAAUUCUACUAGAGAUAGCAAGCAUUAUCAAGAGAUGAUUUAGACCAAGAACUCAUUUUCGUCAAAAAAUGACAUAGGCCAUUAUUUAUUUUAAUAGGGUGAUAAGUCUUUUAACUGACCUCUAAUUUCUCCAACAGAUUAGCUCCGCCCCCAAAUGCUCUCCUAGCCCCACCUCCUGCUCCACAGGCGUUCGGAUCUCAACCUGCAACUUCAGCCUGAAUGAAACCUUCCAGACAUCUGCUGACGAGCUCUACAGGACUUUCAUCAACCAGGAGGUACCAAACCAAGACGUAGCUAAGACUGAACUAGAAUGUUCCCGACUCCACUAAAUGGAAGCUAGGAUCUAGUAGACAGACCAAGAUGAAUCAAAUCUAGUCCCUCUGUCCCAGGAACCAUUAAACCAGGACAAACAUGAGAAAAAGAGCUUGCAUCCAAAAAUCACUUCAUCAAACGAGGUCACAUUAAAGGAUUAACUAAAUAUCAGCAGGUCCCGGGCUCAUCAAUGCAGAAUCACCACAAAAGGUCAAACCAGGAUACAGACCAGAGCCAGGUUUCUGCUACACAUGCUCACUGUCUAAUUAGCCCCUCUCAAAACCUAGACCAGAACCCCUGAUAUUACUGACAGGAACCUUUACAAACUCAAACCAAAAUCUUUCCGAAAGACAACCUGAACCUCACAAGUGCAAACCAAGACCAAGGCAGAUUAGAGCCCCCCCAAAGUGAGACCUAAACCAUUUCAAACUGACCAGAACCUCUUACAGCCUAGAACCUUUUUAUAAUCUCAGACCAGAACCUGUCCCAUGAAUAGAGACCCCUCCUGAAAAAAAAAAGAGCCAGAAACUUGAAAAACCAAAACCCCUCCAAACCCAGACAAGAACCCCUCCAAAUACAAACCAGAUUUUCUACAAACUUUUAUCAGAAUCUCUCAACACCUGGACCUGGAACUGCCUAAACCAGACCAGAACCUUUACAUCACGGAGACCUAAACCUUUACUCGAUAAGCACAGACCAGAUCCUCUUCAAACACAGACCACAACACCUCAGAAACAGACUGCAGCAAAACUGUAGCAUUCCGUACUUCUGCCUCAUUACUUCACAAUUACUCCAGUGUUAUUGCAGUAAUACUGCAGUAACUUGUACCUGUCUGCAGUUUGUACAGGUGUUUACACGCUCAGUGGCGGUGGUGGAUGGACGUCGCGGUGGGAAGUUCCAGCUGUUAGAUGGGAGCGUCAGCGGAGAGUUCACACAGCUGGUGAGGUUACAGAUGCUCCUCAAUCAGUGAUGAGUCAUCACAUUACCAUGGUAACCAGACUGUUGAUAAUCCCUGUAGGUACCGGACCAGAGGAUUGAGAUGAGGUGGCGGUUCAGGACGUGGCCUAACGGUGAGUCCACUUGGUGUGGUAGAUUGUACUGCAGGCUGUGUUCAGGAACAGUCGGAAUUCUGAGCACUAUAUUCUUGACCCUCCAAUAGAACAUUACGCCACCAUCAGUCUGGAUCUGCAGGACCAAGGAGAUGAAACCGAGCUGAGGAUGGAGUGUCGAGGAGUUCCAGCUGGGGAGGAGGACUCCACUAGAGAGGGCUGGACCCGGUUUUACUUCCAGGCCAUCAAGCAGACAUUUGGAUACUGACAGACUAUGGAGCAGUAAAGACUGAGAGAGGGAGGGGGCCUUCAGAUCCAGAUUUCUGAGGAGACACACUCUGGUUUACUGUCUCCUUCAGGGUCAGAUCAGAGUCAUCCCUGUGAACUCUACAGAGACAGGAAAAGGUUUGCCUGGCGUGACAUAAAGAGUUCAGUCUGAUGGAAACUGCUGAAGUCUAUGAGACGAAAACCCGCUGAGCUGCGUUCACUUUUGGACUGUACCUUUAAAGAUUGACAUGACUGAAGCAGCAUUUCAAUAUAAGAGUCAACAAGCUGAAUACUGAAGUUUCCUCAGGCUGUCAGGAUCAGGAUGUCAGAGUCAGGAUCAGGACUACAGGCAGUGGAACAAAAAAUAAAAUGAUUUGUUUUGA